Molecule: messenger RNA, 603 nt
Organism: Acanthoscelides obtectus
Lineage: Eukaryota; Metazoa; Arthropoda; Insecta; Coleoptera; Chrysomelidae
Source: the annotation of a GenBank genome assembly
AUGUUUCGCGGAAUAUGUGUCGGCGACGGGGUGAAACGUUUCGGGUUGAAAGGUGAAAACAAGGUACCAUCUACUACAGAGGAGUGGCUUCAGAUCUCCGCCGAAUUCGAAAGAAAAUGGCAAUUUCCUCACACAAUCGGAGCCAUAGAUGGUUAUGCUGACAGCUUGAGUGCCUCAGGCACAGGUCUCAGGCACCUUGAUAGAUUGGAAGAUUUGAAAAUGAGAGAACGAAUGAUGCAUCAACAAAGGGAGCUCUGCCUCAGAUCAAAGACCGUAAGUUUGGAAAAAGCUUGGGACAUCCAGUUAAAGACGAUUAAUCAGUCGGUUUUGUACUUUUUGGCUGUGCAGAAAAAGCUCAGUUUCUCCGCAGAAGCUAUCGUGAUGGACGUAGCAAAUGAGGACCUCAGAAGUCUGAAUUCCCACAGGUCUAAGAAAAUUAAUAUCAACAAUCCACCAGAACCGGCUGUAGAUUUGGAUGCCUGUAAUAAAAAACAAAUUAUUUAUUGUCCAAUUCCAGUACAAAGAAACAAACAAAAAAAUCCACAUGUAAUAGCAAGUCCUUCAAACAAGCAACCUCAUUGCAGUAACUUUAAAGAAUGCUAA